This is a messenger RNA of Dioscorea cayenensis subsp. rotundata (Guinea yam), 1428 nucleotides long. RefSeq lists its product as uncharacterized. NCBI's taxonomy places the organism in Eukaryota, Viridiplantae, Streptophyta, Magnoliopsida, Dioscoreales, Dioscoreaceae. The record is from RefSeq and is a predicted model, not a curated record. Bases 273 to 1208 code for a protein of 311 amino acids. The transcript is spliced from 4 exons. Gene Ontology annotation, molecular function: phosphoglycerate dehydrogenase activity.
CAAGCUAUUUGAACCCUUCCAUGGAGGCCAUGCUUGAUGACUACUUAGAUAAGCAACACACCACUCCUCUUCUCUUCUCUUCUCUUUCUCGUCAUGGUGCUCUCAUCUCAUGAAUUCAUGCCUUACCUCUCUACACUCACUGCUAUUCUCUGCUUGGGCUUUGUGCUUGUGGUGAACUAUGGAAGUAGAUUGUAGAAUCUCUGUUGUCUGGAUUUCAGGAAUCCAGUUUACUUAAGUUAUUGUGAGUAGUUUCACAACUUAAAUAAUCCAGAAUGGAGCAUUCUUAUGAUUCAGUUACUGAUGAUGAUUCUCCGAAUCCCGGUCGAAAGAUUAUCAUGCACCCUCUUUACCUCCCAAGAUCAUCACCAUGGUUUGAACUCAGAGUGUUCUAUGUGAGAUUAAGCAACUGUGAGGUUGAUGAUUAUACUCCUGAGCACCUCACCCUUAAUCACAUACCACUCGCUCCCGAUACGAUUCUUGAAGUGAAUGGAAAAAGAAGUGGUAUCUAUUCGGAUUGUGUCUUUUCUUCACUAAGACGGGAUAGGGUUGAUAAGAAAUCAGAUGAAGCUACUUUUGUGAGCACAGAUAGCUUAAGGAUGACAGGAAGUGUGAGAUUUGAGGUCUAUGACAAAGAUGAUCUUUUGUUAUGUGGAGUCCUUGAAUUGUGCAAUGGCAAUGGUUAUGUGAAGGAGUCAAAAAAUCACAGUAAGAAAUGGAAUAUGAAGUGCCAAUCUUCGGUAUCACCUGGCUCGAGUUUUUUAAAGGGAAAGCAAUAUUUGACUGCGGAUGUUCCUUCCCCGACCAUCGAGGUGUAUGUCGCCGGCUGUUUCUCCGGUACUCCUAUCAUCUUGACUAAGACUCUUCAGCUUGGUUUCCGGAAGAAACACCAGAUGAAGGCGAUGCUUGAUUGCAUACCGGAGUUUGAGGGCACCACUGAUAUGAAGAAAGAAUCACCAUUUGAGGAUCCUUUACAGUUAUCAGAAUACCGAGAUUACAAACCCGAAAAUGCUAUGGACAUGGACUACAACAGUAUUUACUCUAGAGCAGAAUACUUCGACGAGGAUGGUGAGCUUUCAUGGUUCAAUGCUGGAGUGAGAGUUGGUGUGGGUAUCGGCCUUGGAGUCUGCGUAGGCGUUGGCAUCGGCGUCGGUUUACUCAUCCGAACAUAUCAAGCAACCACUCGGAACUUUAGAAGACGGCUCUUUUGAUGCCGAGACAACUAGUUUUAUGAUCCUAGUACUUCCAUAAAGCAGCUGACUUUGUGUUCUCUUUCAUGGAGUUUGUUCAUACUGUGAAUUUGUUCUUGUUUUUGGAGUUGCUGACAAAGUUCAGGAGUCUGCUCUCUUGCUAUGACAAUAAUGUUGGAAGUUGGAACUUAGAAACAAUAUAUAUAUACAGUUAUACUAUGAAAUUUCAAAUUGAGAUUAA